Aspergillus affinis is the source of this 891-nucleotide messenger RNA. Its product is annotated as alpha/beta fold hydrolase. The record is from RefSeq and is a predicted model, not a curated record. The transcript has a single exon. Lineage: Eukaryota; Fungi; Ascomycota; Eurotiomycetes; Eurotiales; Aspergillaceae. The coding region runs from base 1 to 891 and encodes 296 amino acids.
AUGUCUUCUCUCACAUUGAACGUCUCCCAUGAGACCUCCCUACAUGCACAAAUCACUCGACCUUCUCUCCCUUCGGACAAACCUCUUCUUGUCUUUCUCCACUACUGGGGAGGAUCCUCUUCCACAUGGCACAAACUCACGUCACCCGAUUCACCAACAACCGUGGCUACCGCCUAUCCAACCAUUGCUCUCGACCUACGAGGAUGGGGUAAAUCGACAGGGCCAGCAGACUCACACGGAGCCCCUUAUUCAAUCUCUACACUAGCCUCGGACGUUGCCUUUACCCUGCAACACAUCUCGUCCAACAAUGACACGCAAGAUCUCCUGGCAAACGGCUUCGUCUUUGUCGGUCACUCCAUGGGAGCCAAAGUGUCGCUGGCCACCCUCUCUGUUCUUCCUACCUAUCUUCUCCAGAAAAUGAAAGGUCUAUUAUUGGUGGCCCCCGCGCCGCCAGGAGCUCUGGAACUACCUUCCGAAAUGAAGGACCAGCAAAAGGUUGCUUACCAGAGUGAGCAAUCGAUCCGGUGGACGGUCGAGAACGUACUUGCUCAGCCUGACAAGCUGAGUGAGCAAGACAUCCACUUUGUUGUUCGGGAUAGCUUGGGUGGGCAUCAGCUGGCCAAGGAAGCGUGGCCAACAUAUGGCAUGCAAGAGGAUAUUACAGACAGUUUAGCGAAGGCUCUAGGCUCGAUUAACGGCGACGAGCUGCGAGUCAGUGUGCUUGUUGGGGAACGUGAUAUUGUUGAGCCGAAAGAGCGGGUCCUGGUUCAAGUCAUCGGUUUCUUGCAAGAGAAUGGAGUCAAUACUGAUUUGAAGAUUGUAAAUGGCGUGAAGCAUUUGAUUCCAUUGGAGGAUCCUGAAGCAAUUCAGAAGGAGAUUGUUCUUUUUUAG